CAACAAAUCUAUUAAAAACCUAAUUGAAUUUCCCCUUUUUUCUUCUAUUUCAGUUUUUAAUUUUUCAAUAAUUGUAUUUUGUUUUUUUUUGAACCCAUCGGUCUUCUUCCGUGAGCUUCAAAACCCAUAUAAAUCUGCAGCUACAAGUACUGAUACCCCUCCUCUCUCUUUUCUCUUUUCUUUUUUUUUUUUUAAAUACUCCCUUUUGUGGGUGUAUUUUUAAGAGCAAGAAUUCGAAAAAAAAAAACCAAAAAAUUAAAUGCAGUUUCUCAUGGACCCACAACAACAGCAACACCCACCACCACCACCACCGCCCCAGCCAGCUGCUCAGCCGUCUCCUCAAGCUCCUCCGGCGCAGCUCAUGUUUCAGCAGCCGCCGGUGCUGGUGGCUCCUCCUCCUCCGCAGCAGCAGCCAACUCUUCCUCCUCCGCUGCAGCAACAACAACAGCAGCAGCAGCAGCAGGUGGUUCCGGCGGCUCCCGCCGGCGGUGGUGGUGUGUCUCCUGCUCCGAUGGCGGCGGUUCAGCCUCAGAUUCAGCCGUUUACUCAAGUGCCUGUUAACCCUCCUACGCCCAAUCUGGUUUCCGUUCCUGUCGGAAAUCACCCACCUUAUGCUCAGAUGAUUUCAGAGGCCAUAACGGCUUUGAAGGAGAAAGACGGGUCGAGCAAGAGAGCCAUAGCUGGGUUUAUCGAGCGAGCCUAUGGGAACUCGCUUACUACCAAUCACUCUGUUCUGUUGACUAGCCAUUUGAAGCGUUUGAAAGACCAAGGUCUCAUCGUCAUGGUCAAGCACUCCUACAAGCUCCCUGAUCCUAAUCACAUUGCUGCUGCUGUUAGAUCUCCUCCUGUUGACCCUUCCCAACCUUCCAUUCCUGCCUCCAAUGGUCCCAAGCGCCGCGGCCGUCCUCCGAAGCCCAAAGCCGCAAUUCCGGUGUCCUCUGUUCCUCCCCAGCCUGGUUCCGUUGACCCUGCUCCUGUCCCUGUUCCGGUUCACAUCCCACCUGCCCCUCCGGUCACCAAUCCUGCUCCUGGUACCGACCCGGUUUCCGUAUUUGCUUCUCUCGGGCUGUCUGACGGGCCAAUUCAUGUGCCGGUGGCGACGGCGGCUGAUCCAAGCCCAGCUCCGAGGAGGCGUGGCCGCCCCAGGAAGGCUGAGCCUGUUGGGGCUCCGCCUCCGCUCCAAGUGAAUGCCACAUUGGCUAAGAGAUCUCCUGGGCGCCCACGCAAGGUUGCGGCUAAGAAUGCUGUGAAUGCUGCUGCUGGUGGGGCCGUUGCUGUGAUCCCACCAAAGGUGCAGCUGCCCAAGUUGAAGAAAGAUGGGACUCCCAUGAAACCCCGUGGCAGGCCGCCGAGGAAGAAUGUCCCGGUUCUGAAUGCGGAUGCAAGUGUUCCUGUUCCUGUUCCUGUCCCAGGUGCUACUGGUGCAACUAUCGCACCUGCUGUGUAUGUUGGUGAGGGGGCUCUGACCGUUACCCCUGCUCCUGGCCCUGCUCCGGGAGCCAAGCGCCGUGGUAGGCCUCCAACAAAAGCUCUAAAAGUUCAGAAUGGCCCCAAGAAGGCUAGGAAGCUGAGUGGAAAGCCUCUGGGUCGACCAAAGAAGUUUGCUCCACAAGUUCAAGGUGCAGGCGUACCACAUGCUGUACCCUAUGAUGAGAUGAAAAGGAAGCUUGAAUUCUAUCAAAUGAAAAUCAAGCAAUCAGUCAAUGUCCUGAAGCCGUGCAUAGACAGUAACACAAACGCAGCAGGUGCCUUGAAUGCAUUGAAAGAGCUGGAGGAGCUAGCAAAUGGGGGAUCAGCUGCAGCAGUGGCAACUGUUCCAGUGCAGCAACCUCCUGUGCAGAGUUGAUUGUAGCUGCUGAUUAGUCCCGGGAUAGCGGAGGUUUUAGAAUUGACAGUCAUUAUUCUGUAGGUUUGUAGAGGGUUUGCUUUUAGCCUUCGAGAGUCAUUGUUGCACAAAACAGGGCUUGCGGUGAGAUUGAGAUAUAUAUAGUUCAUGUGGAUGAUGAAUGUGCAAGAGUGAACUUGUUUUUAGUUGGUAAUUUGGCGGUUGUUAAUGUUAUUAGUGACCCUGAAUGAUGACAGUCCAUAGGAAGAAGCUCCAGUGUAUCUUUAAGAAUAUUGUUGUCUUUGAUUUUUAUCUCAGUAGCAGUUAAAACAAGUCAAGCUUUUAUUAAGUUAGGAGAUCUUUUGAAUUGUGUGUUUUUUUUUCCUUGUUUUUUUUUCCCCUUUUGUGUUAAUUUAUACAGCGUCAUAUUUGCUCCGUCUCAUGUUAAUA
This is a messenger RNA of Oldenlandia corymbosa var. corymbosa, 2275 nucleotides long. Lineage: Eukaryota; Viridiplantae; Streptophyta; Magnoliopsida; Gentianales; Rubiaceae. The record is from the annotation of a GenBank genome assembly.